Molecule: messenger RNA, 2095 nt
Organism: Pungitius pungitius (ninespine stickleback)
Lineage: Eukaryota; Metazoa; Chordata; Actinopteri; Perciformes; Gasterosteidae
Gene: nudt4a
Product: nudix (nucleoside diphosphate linked moiety X)-type motif 4a
Exons: 5
Coding region: 439-1008 (189 amino acids)
Biological process (GO): adenosine 5'-(hexahydrogen pentaphosphate) catabolic process; diadenosine pentaphosphate catabolic process; diadenosine hexaphosphate catabolic process
Cellular component (GO): cytoplasm; nucleus
Molecular function (GO): bis(5'-adenosyl)-hexaphosphatase activity; diphosphoinositol-polyphosphate diphosphatase activity; bis(5'-adenosyl)-pentaphosphatase activity
Source: RefSeq, a predicted model, not a curated record
CCCCACGUGCACUUUGCGGUACACCUCAUCCACGCACGGCCCACCGUGUCGUCAGCGGUGCGCUCCCGACCCGGCGGGGCGUUGCGCAGAUCUCAGAUCAGCUGACCGCAGCGGAGUCCCGCGUGUUGACACGGUCGGGAGCCUCCAGCCGUCUGACGUAGCUCGGGAAUGAAGGAGCACGGCGCUCGCGUUAAUAGGCACCCGGGCGGGGGAGACUUCCAGGGGGCCACCUGAAGAAGAGUACAACUUGGGAGCGUAUUCCGGGGGUGGGGGGUGUCGGUGCGUCCCGCGCGCUCUUCUCUCUCUUUCCCUCUCUCGGACAGACACUAUUUCCUUCAGCGUCUAGUUGAAUCCAGAUUUCUGCCCCCCCCUCCCCCCUCCUCCCUCCUACCUUUAAACAAAAAAAAGAUAAACGAACUGGACCGAUUGGCCACAUAAAUGAUGAAGUUUAAGCCCAACCAGACCCGGAUCUACGAUGGCGAGGGGUUCAAGAGAAGAGCGGCGUGUUUGUGUUUUAAAGACGAAGAAGAGGACGAGGUGCUACUGGUGAGCAGCAGUCGCCAUCCAGACCAAUGGAUCGUGCCAGGAGGAGGAAUGGAGCCUGAGGAGGAGCCCUGUGGGGCCGCCGCCAGGGAGGUCUACGAAGAGGCCGGUGUGACAGGAAAAGUUGGCAGACUCGUAGGGAUUUUUGAGCAAAAUAAAGACAGAAAGCACAGGACGUACGUCUUUACCCUCACAGUGACGGAAACGCUGGAAGACUGGGAGGACUCUGUCAACAUUGGAAGGAAGAGGAAGUGGUUCAAAGUGGACGAAGCCAUGAUGGUGCUGCAGAGCCACAAACCUGUCCAUGCAGAGUACCUACAAAGACACAGAAGCACCUGUGACCCCUCCUGCGGCUCAACGCGUAGCCCGUCCAAUGGCAACACCCCGAGCUCCCAAGUGACGGACAACCACGCCCCUCACUAUGUCGUUUGCUCCACACAGGGGUCAGAUCUAUCCAACAGAUAGGACCAGCAGCAAGAAGUUCUUGUUAGACGACGACAACAACAACGUGAUGGAGGUCUGGAGAAGCCUUCUGCGUUGAUUGUGUUACAGAAGCAGCCUCUUACUAUGUACAGGAUGGACUUCAUUUCAGUUGAUUUGAAAGCCAUUUUUAGGUUGUGCCCAUAUGUUUUCCAAGUUUGUAUUGAAAGAUGUACAUCUUUUAACAGAUAGCAACAGCUAAUCGAGCAAUUGAUUCCUUUUUAAAAGGAUUCUGCUCUAUAUGGAUUAUCUCCUUGAGCUGUUUCUACAGCAUAGGUCCCGUUGACUAGCAGUGAACACAAGUACUUAGGUUGUUUGAGAGCUUAGGGCAAAGUCUGCUUUGAUACAAUAAGUGUGAACAACAUUACUCCUCCUACAAUUACCAGUUUACAGUGAACACUGUGUGAUCUCUAAUCACUAGUUACUGUGUAAUGUCAUAUAGAUUAGGCUUCAUACCAGCCCCCACACUGAAAUGGAGACUUUAAUUUGGGUGUGUGUCUGUCAAUGGUGUUGAGCCAAGAACAGCGCAGGGGUAGUUAUACAGGUAUCAGCUACUCCGCAUGAUGAUUAUCAAGUGCAUUUGACAAAUUUUCCUGUUAAUGUUUGGGCCUGAAUGCCUUUGUAUUCCUGGAGAAUUACAAUGUGCUUUAUUGUUAAUGCCUCCAAAAACAAUAGUAAAUUGUGUUUAGUUUUUACUGGACACCAAACCGCCUUACUGGAAGCCCCUAAAAUCUGCACAUACAGAUAAUGAUGUUUUUCAGCUGCGUUUAGAUUUGAACAAUUGGCUGUUGAAGGAAUUAUUACAUGAAUGUACAGUGAUUAGUUCUGCUUGAUUGCAUUAUUUAUGUUUCAAAAGGGAAAAAUACCCCUCCGUUGAUGGAUGAGAAACUAUGAGCAGAAGUCAAAAGCUUCCCUGACUGUUGUUGUCAGUGAAUAUUAUAAAUUCAGUUUAUUGAAUAUCAUUGGCUCUUGUUGAAAAACUCACGUUUUUGUGACUGGACUUGUGUGCAGCGUGCCAUGGUGUUUGUAUAUAAAACAUUUGAAUAAUUAAUAAAAGAAAACGUACAUUGCA